GUACGAAAUGACGAGACUGGAGGGUGUGUUAUGAAGGAAGGCAACGAGGCAAGAGUGAGAGGCAGGUAUAUAAGACAGCGGACGACUUGGGUCGACAUUACACUUCACCAUGAAGCUCCUGAUCUUGUUCUCCGUGCUGGUGGCUGCCGCUCACGCUGGUUCUUUAGGCUACAGCCUGCCUACCCCAUCUGGUCCAGCGUUCGCCGCUGGUGGUGGUGGUUUCGGAGAUGAUUCGCUCCUUUCAGGUGGUGGGUCAAUUGGCGGCGGGUUCGUCGGUGGAGAUGACGGGGGAUUCGUCGGUGGGGCUGGCGGUGGGUUCGGAGGCGGCGUCGGCGGUGGCUACGGUGGCGGCUGCAGUGGAGGACAAAUCCUUCAUGUUGACGGAAGCUGUGUAACUCCUCUGGUCACUCGCAAUUUAUUUGUAUACAAAGCUCCACCUGUGGCUCCACUCGUAGGCCCAAAACCUUACAUUCCUCCACCAAAAGUUGAACACAAUAUUAUUUUCAUCCGCACCCCAGAAAGCGGCCUUGGAGUGGAACCAAUUAUCGUACCACCACCACAACAGAAGAACGUUGUUUAUGUCCUCAACAAGAGGCCUGAAGUAGACCAGAAAAUCGUCCACGUUCCAGCUCCUGAGCAACAAACUCCUGAAGUGUACUUCGUCAACUAUGCCGAUGGGGACAACCCAACUUUGCCCACAGGAGAAGAUCUCCAGUCUGCCCUGAGCUCUGCCGCUCAUGGUGGUGGCCAGGUCGUUGGCGGUGGUUUUGGUGGUGGUUUGGGAGGUGAUUUUGGCGGUGAUCUUGGUGGUGGUUUCGGCGGAGGGUUGGGUGGUGGUUUCGGCGGAGGUUUGGGUGGAGGUUUCGGUAGUGGCAUUGGUGGUGCCUUUGGCAGUGGAGGUAUCAAAGUCGGAGGAGGAGGAGGCGGUGUGUCAGUGAGCACUCCAUCAAGCCUCUAUGGAGCGCCCUAGUCACCCACCAACUGUACCACCAUCGUAUUGGAAUACUUUAUUAAGCAUAUUUGUUAAAAAUAAACUGUAUUGGUUAAGUUUUGAGAAUGGAAUCUGUUGUGUUCUGUAUGGCUUGUUCAUAAAAUAUAUAUUUAUGUUA
Messenger RNA from Cherax quadricarinatus, 1109 nucleotides. The record is from RefSeq and is a predicted model, not a curated record. Lineage: Eukaryota; Metazoa; Arthropoda; Malacostraca; Decapoda; Parastacidae.